AUGGGCAGCGCAGCUUCCACUCCUUUUAAUACCAGCCUUGCUGGCACAGCAUGCGGUAUCGAAGAGCACCGGCAUGGGCCGUGCCGAACCUCAGAAAUUCUACCAGAAGGAAUUCAGCUGAGCCAAGGCGCAGUGCUCGUCGAACUGGAAAACGCUUCUGCUCCCCUGACUUGCGGGCUACAGUCAAGCAGGCAGCUUGAGUUCAUGACCUGCAGACGAGCAGCUUUGCGCCAAGCAAAAGGAAGUACUGAAGCCUUGCAUAAGAAGCUUCGCAGCGAGAUGGCAUGCUACUUCGCCGGACAGCCACUUGUGACUUCUGUUUCUGAGACGGCCGAGUUCUCUUUCUAA
This is a messenger RNA of Symbiodinium sp. CCMP2456, 348 nucleotides long. The record is from the annotation of a GenBank genome assembly. Lineage: Eukaryota; Dinophyceae; Suessiales; Symbiodiniaceae.